AUGUCUGAACAAGCCCGAAGAUCCGGCUCUCCCCAGGCUACUAACGAUAGCGCCAAACCCCACGCCCACGCUACCGGCUCUGCUGCUGCAAUGGAUCUUCGACAUCGAGGCCCAACACGAGCUGCGACUUUUGCAGAGGGCACUUUCGAGAUUCAAAAUCAACGUCGCAAUUCAAGUCUCUCGGGUUCGGUUUCGGAAGCUCGGAAUUCAAUCCGUUCCUCCACAGAUGAUCUGCUGUUUCCGCGCGUGGUUCGAAAAGAUGACUGGGGUGUGCCAAACGAGGAAUCGCAUUGGCAAUCGGCGCCUCUUGGCCUGGCUUUAUUGCCUGCUAUCGCAGGAGUGUUUUUCCAAAAUGGGAGUGCGGUCGUGACAGAUAUUACGUUGCUGGUCUUGGCUGCUAUUUUCCUGAACUGGUCAAUGAGACUGCCAUGGGAUUGGUAUCGCUCUGCUCAAGCGACUCGACAACAAAGUCAAUAUUAUGAAGCCGCCUAUGCUCCGCUUCAGCCCGAACCCAAUGAUGAGCAAGCAGCACACGACCCCAAGGAAGGUGUUGCGGAGCAAGAAGCUCGACAGCAAACACGAGUCUCCGACGCGGCCAGUGCAGCCAGUCGGGAGCUCCAGAUUCAUGAGCUUGUCGCUCUCGUGUCCUGCUUCAUCUUUCCCAUGAUCGGAACCUGGCUUCUGCAUACCAUCCGGUCCAAACUAUCACGGCCCUCCGAAGGCAUGGUUUCUAACUACAACCUGACUAUUUUCCUGUUGGCAGCGGAGAUCCGUCCCUUUGCCCACUUGCUGAAGAUAGUGCAAGCUCGAACCCUCCACCUGCAGCGUAUCGUCGCAGCAUCAGCAGACGGCGAAGAGAAGAUAGAUCCAAGUAAGAUCACCGACCUCACCAAACGCCUCGAGGAACUCGAAGCACACGUUGCCGAAGCAGCCGCAGCCCGGACAACACCGGAGUCAUCAAGCCAGUCGCAAGACCAAGAACAUCUCCAGACACUAGUCUCUCAAGCAACCACGGACAUUCGCAAAGGCUUCCAGCCGGAAAUCGAAGCGCUCAACCGCGCGGUACGGCGCUACGAAAAGCGCACAGCCCUCAUCUCGUUCCAGACGGAAUCAAGGCUCCAGGGCCUCGAAACGCAAGUCCACGAUGCGAUUGCUCUCGCAGCCUCGGCCCAGCGCUCUAAUACGCGUCGCCCAUGGGACGCUCUAUCAGGCCUUCUUGAUAGUGGUUAUGCUAUUAUUCUACUCCCGAUCCAAGUCUCCAUGUCCCUGGCCGCUCUUCCAUUCCAACUUUCCAAGCGAUGCUUGCAGUACUGCAAGGAUUUGCUCGGCGCGAAGCCGCGACGGUCGCCCAAGGGCAAGGCCCCACGAGAAGUGAAAUCUACCCCUCCAAGACGGCUGAGAAGGGCUCCUCUGCAGGACUUGGGCGGUGCUAAGGGACUUCCGCCGAUUCGGGAGUACCAGUAA
Aspergillus clavatus NRRL 1 is the source of this 1464-nucleotide messenger RNA. RefSeq lists its product as uncharacterized. The record is from RefSeq and is a predicted model, not a curated record. The transcript is spliced from 2 exons. Bases 1 to 1464 code for a protein of 487 amino acids. Lineage: Eukaryota; Fungi; Ascomycota; Eurotiomycetes; Eurotiales; Aspergillaceae.